UGCUGAAUACUCUUUGCACUCAAUUUUACUCGCAUCAUAUCGUCCAACUGACUGAGAUGGCAUCGGCUCUCACUCUUGGUCUUGGUGUUGCUACGGCCGCCUUCUUGGGCCGCGCUGGCCUUGUAGCCUACCGUCGCUCCAAGGGAGGUGUGAACGCCUUAGGCAAAGCUUUCUACAAAGGAGGCUUUGAACCGCGCAUGAACCGCCGCGAAGCCGCGCUGAUCCUUGAGCUCCCGGAACGUACCCUUAACAAAGAGAAGGUUCGCAAGAAGCACCGUCAGCUGAUGCUGCUCAACCACCCAGAUCGCGGCGGCAGCCCCUAUCUCGCAACGAAGAUCAACGAAGCCAAGGAGUUCCUAGAUAAGCACACUUGAGUUCGUUCUGAGAUGGUUUCACUACUUGGAACUGGCGACUGCAAUUCCAAAUGGGCAACCGGCCGAGGGACCCGGGUUGAGAUUCUGAUACGACCCAGAUCAUACUUCGUGUACAAAAUGCUGUUUUUGGGUGCAUAGCGUGGCGUUGGAUGGAUUUCGAGGAUAGAGUACAUAUACUACUUCCUCGUCUCUUUGGAGUUGUAUUGUAUAUAUUGAUGAAUCGCCGCUCUUGAAUUGAUACUCUCACGC
This is a messenger RNA of Aspergillus nidulans FGSC A4, 623 nucleotides long. RefSeq names its product protein pam18 (gene pam18). The record is from RefSeq and is a predicted model, not a curated record. Lineage: Eukaryota; Fungi; Ascomycota; Eurotiomycetes; Eurotiales; Aspergillaceae. Gene Ontology annotation, biological process: protein import into mitochondrial matrix. Bases 57 to 374 code for a protein of 105 amino acids. Gene Ontology annotation, molecular function: ATPase activator activity. Gene Ontology annotation, cellular component: TIM23 mitochondrial import inner membrane translocase complex; PAM complex, Tim23 associated import motor; mitochondrial inner membrane. The transcript is spliced from 4 exons.